Molecule: messenger RNA, 1245 nt
Organism: Marmota flaviventris (yellow-bellied marmot)
Lineage: Eukaryota; Metazoa; Chordata; Mammalia; Rodentia; Sciuridae
Gene: Mrpl19
Product: mitochondrial ribosomal protein L19
Biological process (GO): translation
Cellular component (GO): mitochondrial large ribosomal subunit; ribosome
Molecular function (GO): structural constituent of ribosome
Source: RefSeq, a predicted model, not a curated record
AUGGCCGCCUCCACCUUAGGGGGUUGUGGGGCUGCCAUGGCUUUGGCCCAGAGCUUCCGAGCCGCCAGGGCGCUGUUCCCUGCACCUGCUUCUGUGGCCUGCGGGGUCCGCGCGGGGCCCGGCCGGCAGCAGAGCACUGGGCCUUCCAAGCCCGGCGAGUUCCGGCCGCCGCCGAAACCGGUCAUUGUGGAUAAGCGCCGACCCCCGGAGCAGGACAGGAGGUUCUUGAGUCCUGAAUUCAUUCCUCCCAGGGGAAGAACAAAUCCUCUGAAAUUUCAAGUAGAAAGAAGAGAUAUGUUAGAAAGGAGAAAAGUACUCCACAUUCCAGAGUUCUAUGUUGGAAGCAUACUACGUGUUACUACAGCUGACCCAUAUGCCAGUGGAAAAAUCAGCCAGUUUCUGGGGAUUUGCAUCCAUAGAUCAGGAAAAGGACUUGGAGCUACCUUUAUUCUUAGGAAUACUAUUGAAGGACAAGGUGUUGAGAUUUGCUUUGAACUGUAUAAUCCUCGAAUCCAUGAGAUCCAAGUGAUCAAAUUAGAGAAACGGCUGGAUGAUAGUUUGCUUUACUUACGAGAUGCCCUUCCUGAAUACAGCACUUUUGAUAUGAAUAUGAAGCCAGUAACACUAGAGUCUAGCAAAGAAAUUCCUGUUAAUAUGCUCAAAGUUAAAAUGAAGCCUAAGCCUUGGUCCAAACGCUGGGAACGUCCAUCUUUUAAUAUUAAAGGAAUCAGAUUUGAUCUUUGUUUAACUGAAGAACAGAUGAAAGAAGCUCAGAAGUGGAGUCAACCAUGGCUUGAGUUUGAUAUGAUGAGGGAAUAUGACACUUCCAAAAUUGAAGCUGCAAUAUGGGAAGAAAUUGAAGCAUCAAAAAAGUCCUGAUUCUGAGAAAUCAUUUGUUUACUUGCUAAAGAUGUAUUGGUUGCCAGAGGAUUUAUUUUAAAUCCAAUUUGAUUUAUGAGAGAGAGUUACUAACUAAGCAUUUAUUAUUUUAGUAUGUUAAAAAUAAAACUUGCACACCAGUUUAGUACUCUAAGAAGAGAAAUGUAUAUGCCAAAUGGCCCUAUGUUCCUUUCUUAACUGGAAACAAAGCUACAGUGGAAGUCAGAGCAGUACCAGAAUGUUCUUUAUGGAGCAUGGAAGGGCAAAGGGAGUGGAUGGGAUUUUUUUAAAUUGUGAAGCAAAUCAUUAAUAUGAUAUUGUAUGAUUUAAAGAAUAAUAAAAUGAACAUUAUGUACUCACUGUUAA